AUGACGGACACGAAAAUCAUCACCGCAUCAUCGAUGCCGGAGUUUAACCCGACAGAGAAUUGGAAUUUGUGGUUCGAACGUCUCGAAUUACAUUUUGUCGAAAUUGAGUGCACAGACGAAAAGCAAAAAAUUUCAAUUUUAUUGAAAUUGAUCGGAGCAGAAGCAUAUCAAAUUCUGCAUUGUUUAUGCAGUCCGAAAUUACCGAGCAAAGAGAAGUACAACGAUUUGUGUGCGUUGAUGAAAGCGCAUUACACACCACCCGUAAUUGUUUUCAACGAGCGAAGAAAUUUCUACGCAGCGAAAAUGGGAGCCGACGAACGUGUAGCAUCGUGGUUCGCACGUGUGAAGAGGCUAUCACUCGAUUGCAAAUUCGUCGCUGGUGAUUUGGAACGUAUCGUUUUGGACAAAUUUGUCGUUGAAUUGCCAAGCAAAAUAUUCGAAAAACUUUGCGAAGAAGACGAAACGCUGACGUUGCAAACUGCAUUGAAAAAGGCGAUGAUGAAAGAAACAAAAAUUCAACAAUCGCAAAACAGCAGCGUGGACGUGAAUUUCAUCAAAGCGCGUGGCAAGCAAAGCAGCAGCAACGGCAACAACAACAACAAUCGCAAGAAGAGCUACGGUGACCCAUUGAAGAUCAUUGGUGAGUUUCAAACAGUUGUUAAUUACAAAGGUCAAAAGAUAUCAGGAAUAAUUGUAGUGACAAACAGUGACCGACCGACUUUGUUAGGUAGAAAUUUUCUGCGUGCUUUUAGUUUUGAAUUAGUACAAACAAAUCGCGUCAACAAUAUUUUUGCGCCCAACGAAAUGAUUGAUUCAAUCAAAAGUGAGUUUCACGAAGUUUUUAGUUGCGGUUUGGGAAAGUAUAGCGUCACGACCAUUAAAUUACCCAUUCAAAAAGAUGUCACACCGAUUUUUUGCAAACCUCGCCCUGUUCCGUUAGCAUGGCGUGAUAUGAUAGCGAAACAGUUAGAUGACUUCGUUUCAAAAGGAAUACUUAUUCCAGUAGACAAUUCGGAUUGGGCUACACCUCUUGUGCCAUUAUUGAAACCUUCUGGCGAUAUUCGCAUUUGUGGUGAUUACAAAGUCACAAUUAAUCGAUUUUUAAUCGAUUUCAAAUAUCCAUUGCCACGGAUUGAUCAAAUUUUUGCUUCAAUGCAAGGAGGUAUUUUGUUUACUAAACUUGACAUGUCGAAUGCAUACAAUCAGUUAGUUUUAGACGAUGAAGCACAAAAAUUGUGUACAUGGAGUACACACAAAGGCAUUUUCAAAAUGACACGUUUACCGUUUGGCGUCAAAAUUGCCGCCGCACUUUUUCAAAAGACCAUGGAAAAUCUCCUAAGUUGCUUCUCAAAUGUAUUCUGUUAUCAAGAUGACAUUGUUGUCACCGGGCCAACUCUAGCAGAUCAUUUGAAAACGCUAAAACAAGUUUUGAUUAAACUUCAGACAGCCGGUCUCAGACUAAACGUCAACAAAUGUGAAUUUUUCAAGGAAAAAAUUUCUUAUUUAGGAUUUGACAUUGACAAAAAUGGUUUAAGUCGGAACAAAGAACGAAUCAAGUCCGUUCUCAAUUCACCACGACCAAGGGAUGUCUCUGAAUUAAGAGCAUUUAUUGGCAUGUACAUUAAAGGUUCUUUGAAUACGGCUGAUAGUUUAUCACGUAUUGCACAAGUUUCUACAGCGGAAGAAACCAAGGAGAGUUCAUACAUAAAUUAUUCACAAAUUAUCGCUGUACGCACUCGACGAGAUCCAAUUUUAUCAAAGGUUCACGAUUGUAUUCAACAAGGAACUGUCGAUCAGCUUCAAGGCAGUGAAUAUACAUCAUUUCGAAACAAAGCAACUGAAUUAUCUGUUGAAUCAGGUUGCAUUCUUUGGGGCUAUCGCACCGUCAUUCCAAAUGCUCUGCGUAAGAUCAUUUUGCAAGACCUUCACGCAUCGCACAUGGGAAUUGUAAAAACGAAAGCGUUAGCUCGUUCAUAUGUUUAUUGGCCGCAUAUUGACAAAGAAAUUGAAAAUUUGAUAAAAGGUUGUGUUUAUUGUCAAAAGACUCAAGCAAGUCCUGAGAAAAGUACUCUCAUGCCGUGGACACCCACUGAUUCAGCUUGGAAACGUGUUCACAUUGACUUUGCAGGUCCCGUUCGAGGCUAUUAUUUGUUUCUUGCAAUCGAUUCAUAUUCCAAGUGGGUUGAAGUUUUCAAAACCAAGGAUAUGACGUCUGCAUUUGUCAUUC
Messenger RNA from Sitodiplosis mosellana (orange wheat blossom midge), 2227 nucleotides. RefSeq lists its product as uncharacterized. The record is from RefSeq and is a predicted model, not a curated record. Gene Ontology annotation, molecular function: nucleic acid binding. The annotation marks the transcript as partial. The transcript is spliced from 4 exons. Lineage: Eukaryota; Metazoa; Arthropoda; Insecta; Diptera; Cecidomyiidae.